UUUUUCUCCUUCGCGUACUUUGUGCGCAGGUUCGUUUCUCCUUCUGUAGAGUGGAUGUCAUCGGGAUACCAUUGCGCGGUUCUAGGUUGUACGCACAACUACCGAACGAGCUCUGCAGCGUGCACAGAAGCCUCUAAGGCGAGUGCGGGUGCAAUGUUUUGAAGCUUCAUCGCUUUCCGGAUGAGAAGGAACUCCGUCGUCAGUCGUCGGUAAAUCGGGGAGACGUUUGCCCAUCGCCGUACUCCCGAGUAUGCUCGCGGCAUUUCACGGAUGGAGUGCGCGCCGAGACCUCCGUCCCGACUGUCGACAUGGGCUACAGUCGCGAGAAGCAGCCCCGAAACGGCAGUUGCUACCACUUUGGCGUUCUCAAAGGUUCUUCGACUCGCCUACAAAGAAAAAGCGCAGCCCUGGGCAACGAUAGAUCGGUCCUUCCCCAGACACGGCCAGACCACGCAAGAUUCGCUCUAUCCGAAAAGUGGGAGGGACAAGCGCGUCGUGCCGAGCAGAGUCUACUGAGAGCCACAGCGGCACGACAGCAGCAAAAGGCGCAGGACCCCGAAUAUCACGCACGACAGGCAUUGUGUAAGUGCAGAAGGCGUCAAGACCCCCGUGUUUGCAAGGAAAAGGAAACGGAAAGCGUCAACGACUGGCCACAGGCAAGGAUGUGCGGGAGGACGUGGAGGCGGUAGAAUCCAGACGUCGUCGUUCCCUCCGCUGUGGCGACCACCACAUUAGAAGCGUGUCUCGGUCUCAGUUUCUCGCCAAAGAACAUAUUUUGUAAAAGCACACCUACAACUAUACUACUAAAAGCGGAGCUCGUAAAGUAAUUACCCUAAAGCACUUCUUGCGACCAUGCAACAGCUGCCACUGUUGGCGGUUGAUCGCAAUCCACUUUGCGUGGUCAUUCGCAAUUUUUUACGGCGAAGCUGUUAAGGGCCAGUUCCCCACUAUCGUGUCCGCGGACAAGCGGCGUGUCGACGCAUAACUUGAGCCAGUUCACCGUCGCCCUCACUCACGUACGACGAGGAGAGUCGCCCGUUGUGUUCUUUGCCGUCUCUCCAUCAACGCUGUCGGCAAUGGAGGCUUAUCGGUCCAUUGUACCGUCGCGCAGCUUCACGUUCUUCCCCCGCGUCAGCGGCCACCUGCGUUUGUGACAUCGAGCACGCCCGUGAUUGGCACGGCCCUACUAGACUGAAACGUCAUCGUCUCACCUUCUAAUCGUGUGGAUCCUGUGUCCCGUGACGUCGAGAUCGCUCUAGUUCCUUAUCGGUUGCCCUUUGGACUCGCGAUGGGUCGGCCGCGUCGUCUUCGUUCGGAGCAAGAAGAGGAGGAGCGCAAGGAGCGGCGACGUGCGCAGCAGCGCGAAUGGCUGCGCAACAAACGCCGCAGAGCCGCUAUCGCCUCGAGUUCCACUGCGUCUAGUAGUUCCGAAUCUCUCGCGAGAGAAGAGAGGAUUGCCCGCCUGGAACGCCGCCGAGAACAGAACCGGGAGUGUAAACGGCGCCGGCGGGCCAAUGCCACGGACGAGGAUCGUGCCAGGGAAGCCGAGCGCAAGCGCCAGGCCCGGCGACGACAGGUCGCCACGCCGGCUCAACAGUUCCCAGGUGCGACGGCCAGGUUCUGGAGGGAGUUCAUGGAGGACCCGUUCGGCGUCACGUGCGACAGAGGGGACUUUGGCCCGGAUCAGUUGCAGAUGGCCCCAAGGAGGACCAGCGGGGAAGAGGAGAACAAUGGUGUGCAGGAUGAAGUGGAAGAAAGCAUACUGCCGGACGAUGGACCAGGCUGGGGUGGAUCCAGUGGUGAGAGUACCAUUUCAGCCAACACCAUCAAGACAGAACCACCAGAUUAUGUCGAAGAGGACAAAGAGCCCGGCCGCCAUCUUGCGUCCGUGAAGUCGGAGCCGCAAGACGCGACGGAAGUUUGCACCGAGGAGGUUCCCGUGGGGGCCGGGGUGGACGGCUCCGUUGGCAAUGGCACGAUGGCAGCUGUGACUAUCAAGACGGAGCCACCCGAAUAUGUGGACCAGGACGAAGAGCCUAGCUGCCAUCCUGUGUCUGUUAAAUCAGAGCCAGAAUAUUACGAGGAAGUUCGGGAACCUGGGAACCCAGUGCCAGCUCUGACGGAAGGUGAACCACCAGAUCGCAUGGACGUGACAAAGGUUACGUUCCACACAAAUGCAGAGCCGCAGGUUUCCCAAGAGGCCCAGCAACGUGGCAACGCAGCAGUGGCCGUCAAGAUUGAGCCUCAAGAUCCGACGGGAGUCGACGAUUCAGUGCUUCCCAUGGAGACAGGGGUGGAUGGUUCCAGUGGCAAUGGCGCGAUGGCAGCUGUGACUAUCAAGACGGAGCCACCCGAAUAUGUCGAACAGGACGAAGAGCCGAGCUGCCAUCUUCUGUCUGUCAAAUCAGAGCCAGAAUAUUCCGAGGAAGUUCGGGAACCUGGGAACCCAGUCCCAGCCCUGACGGAAGGUAUCUUCUCAAUGACAUUUCUUUCUGCAAUGGGAACAUUUAGUCAGAAUGCGACGUCUUGUGUCGUAUUGUUUUCCCCGCCAGGUGAACCACCAGGUCGCAUGGACGUGACAAAGGUUACGUUCCACACAAAUCCAGAGCCGCAGGUUUCCCAAGAGGCCCAGCAACGUGGCAACGCAGCAGUGGCCGUCAAGAUUGAGCCUCAAGAUCCGACGGAAGGCGACGAUCAGGGGCUUCCCGCGGAGACUGGCCUGGGUGGGGCAGCUCCGAAGCAGUCCCAGCCAGAUGCAGUCCCCGUGCAUCCCACUGGCCCGCAUCCCGUCCUGGCCCGGCCACCACAGGGGGUCGUCCCCCCCGUCUCGGACAGAGCACAGCCGCGGGUGAAGGUCGUCUACUUCCGCAAGGUGGAGCGGGGCAUUGCCACGCAGCCCGUGGUGACGACUCUGCCGGUCGCGGCGCUGCAGUCCCUCCUGGCGGCCGAGUCCCCACAGCCGGGCGUCGUGCCAGUCUGGCUUCCUGGUUCCGGUCCGGGUGCAGCAUCGUUGCGAGAAGUCGAGCAACGUCGGGUCCACGUGGAUCCGAUACUCCCAAUGCAGCCACCUCGGCACGCAGCCUCUGCCGUCUGUGAACCUCGGGAAGACCUAGUCCACAAGGUGGAGCAGUCCUAGCAGCCAGUCAUCGCGACAAAGUUGUGGCACCGUUGUGGUUCGGGAAGUCGCGGGUCCCCAAAACGGCAAGAGUGAGCUCGACCAGUUCGGCAAGCUCUUCACUGGCGGCUUGGACUGCAGUACGACAGACUCCAAGGCUGCUUUGAGUAGUCACGAGGUGUCUUUGUGCAGCUACGAACUUGACGUCGAUGCGCCAAAAGAGGCCCGUGCAAGAUGGAGCGGCCUGCACCAAGGCUUUCGUGGACGCAGUGCCCGUCGGGAUGUCUCAUUGCAUGUCUGUGUGCUGGGUUAGCAACUGAGUGCGACACAGUUGAGCUUAUUUGAACUCUUUUUCAUAUUCAUUGAUUGUACAACCAUUUUCAUUUUGUGAAUUCAUUACAGUGAUGGAGGCAGCAUUUGACCUUUUGUGUAGCAGGCAAAGCUUUUCUAUGGAGCAACUGCCGAUGCUUUUGGAGCAGACGCCAACGUCUGUUAGCACAUCGCUUGGAAAUGAAACUCCGGAAGGCAUUCCAACUCCGGAAGGCAUCCCCACCUAUCCAGACUUUGGCCUGCGCAAGCCUUCAGAUUUUCAAAAGUUGAAAGGAUCGACCUACGUUAGUGUAAAUACUUAUGGUAAAGCUUUUUAUACGAAGAAUACUCGAAGAAAAAAAACGAGUUCGAUCAAUAUGUUUUAUUGGCGUCUGCGAGAAAAAUGGGAAAACCGCAUUCACAUGAGACACAUUAUCUUUUUCACUCAUGUGCUCUAUUUGACUUUAGAAUCAUGACCUCCUCGAAUUGUUUAUCUGACAUCAGUUCAAUCGGCAGUUUAGUAGCAAUACUGUAUUUGCACGAAUAUAACGCGAGUAUUUUUACGAAAUUACGUGCUCCAAAACGCACCUCGUGUUAUAUUCGGAAUUGACCCCGUCAGUGAUGACGUCACAACUUGGCGUCUGGGUCCAAACAAACCGUUGCUAGGGGCGUUGCUAUGGACUAAUACAUGGAGACUCCACACGAGGCUGGAUUUUCGCUUAUAAGUAAGUAAAUAAUUUCUUUUGUAAGCAACCUAACUUCUUGAUAUCUAAUUAUGAAGAUGUUCUUGUCAUCUCAGCGUCGUAUUGCAACGAUGAAAGCCAUUUCUGAAGUAUUCCACUCCGUUUUGCUUUGGUAGCAGACGACACGAUAGAUUUGCUGGCCUCUGUUGCAGCCGGCGUCUUCAUUCGAGCAACACAAGCAAGUGCAUGGCCGCAGAGGCCUCCGCAAUAUGCGUUUCUUUCUGUGAAGAACCCAGCUUAGUUCAGAGGGGCGAAAAUUAUGUAAAAUCAAACCACAUUAUGCAGAUCAGUUACGACGACGACCUGAAGUGCGUUACCGGCGUAGUGCAGGCCAGCAUGAGAAACAAAUCGUACGCCGUCGAGGUAAGUCGUUUGUUAUUAUUAUUGAGGUUGUCAGGUUAUUAAAGAUUUGCAUGUCUAUCGGAAUUUCACAUUCGUUUUUAUACAUUAAAUUUAGGGGAUGUGCUCUUUCGGUGAAGGUCUCCAUCGAACCAGCGAUGAGAGUACAAUCUGUAAUAAACUCACCUUAUGUUUU
Messenger RNA from Ixodes scapularis (black-legged tick), 4702 nucleotides. Its product is annotated as caldesmon. The record is from RefSeq and is a predicted model, not a curated record. Gene Ontology annotation, molecular function: sequence-specific DNA binding. Lineage: Eukaryota; Metazoa; Arthropoda; Arachnida; Ixodida; Ixodidae. The transcript has 21 exons. Bases 1289 to 3136 code for a protein of 615 amino acids.